Penicillium coprophilum is the source of this 357-nucleotide messenger RNA. RefSeq lists its product as uncharacterized. The transcript has 2 exons. Lineage: Eukaryota; Fungi; Ascomycota; Eurotiomycetes; Eurotiales; Aspergillaceae. The record is from RefSeq and is a predicted model, not a curated record. The annotation marks the transcript as partial. Gene Ontology annotation, molecular function: DNA binding.
AGUGGUAGUAAUAGAAGUACCCCCCCCUUAGCGGAGAGGCCCUUCGCCGGCUUUACAACCCCGUACUCCUCUAUAAAUUCAACCAAGCAAGAGGGUAGGCUUUUAUUAGCUAUCCAGGCUAUUAAAAAUAGAGAUAUCGGCUCUAUUUCUCUUACUGCGCGUACCUUUAAUGUGCCGCGUACAACUCUCCGCCGCCGAAUUGAUAGAAUACAAUACCGCGCGAAUUCUCGCGCCAAUUACUCUAAAUUAACUAAAAUUGAAGAAAAAUCUCUUAAAAAAUGGGUUCUCUCUAUAGAUUCUCGUGGAUCAGCCCCCCGGCCCUCUAUGGUUCGAGAAAUAGUGGAUCUUAUUCUUUAA